Messenger RNA from Ziziphus jujuba (common jujube), 2206 nucleotides. RefSeq names its product O-fucosyltransferase 36. The record is from RefSeq and is a predicted model, not a curated record. Gene Ontology annotation, biological process: protein O-linked glycosylation via fucose. The transcript is spliced from 3 exons. NCBI's taxonomy places the organism in Eukaryota, Viridiplantae, Streptophyta, Magnoliopsida, Rosales, Rhamnaceae. The coding region runs from base 198 to 2000 and encodes 600 amino acids. Gene Ontology annotation, molecular function: peptide-O-fucosyltransferase activity.
GGCUUUUGAACCGCCGAUCUAAAUCUCAGUCAGUUGCCAGUCUACAAACUCUCUCAAAACUCUAAAACGACGCCAUUUUUAGCAAGACGAUGAUGCUUGGCUUGCUUUCUAUAACCACCGUUGCGUGCUUGCUAUGUUGCUGAGACUACUGGUUCGGAGAUUGACUUUGCACUCGCCGCGAGCUUAUCAGCUGUAAAAUGUUGGAACCGACGGAUCAAAAGCACAUGGCCCGGACCGAUUCGUCGUCCGACGAAGAAGACGAUCGCCACCACCUGAUCGAGCAGAACGAGAGGAAGCUCCCCACCACCAAUCACCAAUCGACGUUCCACAUUGACGACGACGACGUCGACGGCGGUUAUAGCACCCGCCAAUUCCACUCCCAGAUACGACGCCGUUUCAAUUCCCUCUCUUCCCUCAACAAGAAGUACCUCUUCGCCGUCUCUCUCCCUCUCCUCAUUGCCGUCCUUUUCUUCUCCACCGACCUCCACGGCGUCUUCUCCUCCAAUCUCUCCAUCAUUCCCUUCGACUCCCUCUCUGAUCGACUGCGCGAGUCCGAAUUACGCGCCCUCUACUUGCUCCGGCAGCAGCAGUUGGGUCUUUUCAAUCUUUGGAAUCAAACCGUCGUCCCUGUUGCUUCUCCGAUUCCUUCCUCGAAUUCCACUCCCAAUGCUACUGCUACUCCGUCCAAUAGCUCGGUUUCCGGUUCAGCAUUCGGAACCGAACAGAAUUCAUUCGUUGAGGAUCUUAAAUCCUUGCUUCUUAGGCAGAUUUCAUUGAACAAAGAGAUUCAGCAGGUCCUUCUCGCUCCCCACCGGUCCGAGAAUUCCACCACCGCCGGUUUCGAAUACGAUGUCGGCGAUCCCAGUUUCGGUGCUUUUGGUCCCGAUAGGUGUAGGAAAGUGGACCAGAAGUUGUCCGACAGAAAAACCAUUGAGUGGAAGCCCAAUUCGAAAAAAUUUCUGUUCGCCAUUUGCCUUUCGGGCCAAAUGUCCAACCAUUUGAUUUGCUUGGAGAAGCAUAUGUUCUUCGCAGCUCUGCUAAAUCGGGUUUUGGUUAUUCCUAGUCCCAAAGUGGAUUACCAAUUCAGUAGGGUGUUGGACAUUGAUCACAUCAAUAAAUGCUUGGGAAGGAAGGUCGUCGUUUCUUUCGAGGAAUUCGCCGAGAGCAAGAAGAAUCACAUUCAUAUUGAUAGGUUUAUAUGCUAUUUUUCUAAGCCUCAACCUUGUUAUGUGGAUGAUGAUCAUGUUAAGAAGUUGAAGAAUUUGGGGAUUUCACUGGGGAAACUUGAGUCUCCGUGGGUGGAAGAUAUUAAGAAGCCGAAUAAAAGGACAGUUGAAGAUGUUAACUCCAAGUUUUCCACUAAUGAAGAUGUUAUUGCGAUUGGGGAUGUUUUCUUCUCCGAUUUGGAGCGAGAUUGGGUGAUGCAGCCGGGUGGUCCUAUUGCUCACAACUGCAGGACUCUAAUCGAACCCAGCCGUCUCAUAAUGCUUACCGCGCAGCGCUUUAUUCAAACAUUCUUGGGAAAGAACUUCAUUGCACUUCAUUUCAGACGACAUGGCUUUUUGAAAUUCUGCAAUGCCAAACAGCCAAGUUGCUUUUACCCCAUUCCCCAAGCUGCGGAUUGCAUCACACGGGUUGUUGAAAGGGCCAAUACACCAGUUAUAUAUCUCUCUACAGACGCAGCUGAUAGUGAAACUAAUUUACUGCAAUCACUAGUCGUACUGAAUGGAAAGAUUGUACCAUUAGUUAAACGCCCUGCUCGAAAUUCAGCUGAAAAAUGGGAUGCUCUAUUGUACAGGCAUGGCCUUCAGGAGGACUCACAGGUAGAAGCUAUGUUGGAUAAGACAAUCUGUGCCAUGUCUACUGUGUUCAUCGGAGCCUCUGGAUCCACUUUUACAGAGGAUAUCUUACGUCUUCGGAAGGAUUGGGGAUCAGCGUCUCUGUGUGAUGAGUACCUUUGCCAAGGUGAACAACCCAAUUUCAUAGCAGACAAUGAAUGAUGAAGAAAUAAAAUAUUGGUUGAUUCUUAGUUUCUGUGGCUUUACCUUAGAGCAACAAAAGGGCAGCCUUGAAAUUUAUUUACAUGUACAUUAGUGUAUGAUAGCAGCAUUUGCCACUAGCGCACAAGUUUUGUAUUUGGAUAUUUCAACAGGUUGUUCAUUUGAUUGUGAUUAUGUGACGUGCUUGUGAAUCUUAAAGUUUACAA